CAACCAACAAAUAGUCAUUCCUUUCUCCUUAAGUUUUCUUCCCUCUAUAAAAUAUUCCAAUUUAAACAAAAACUAUGAGCAUUCUGUUAUCAAAAAUGCCUUCUGAAAUUUGGGUUGUUCCGUUUUUUGGGCAGGGCCACCUUCUUCCAAGCAUUGAACUCUGCAAGCUCAUUGCUUCCAAAAAUUUCAAAACCACGCUCAUAAUUUCCUCUGAUCUUUCCUCCACCAUUCCCUCCUCUUUCUCCCAAUAUCCACUCAUCCAUGUUGCCCAAUUACCCUCCUCUCCUCCUCCUCCGCCGCCGCCGGAGCCCUCAUCUGACCCCUUCCAACAUCACCUUCAACAUCAUUCACAGAUGGCACAAGCUAUUCAAAAUCUCAUCUCUAUCCGAUCCCAGAACCCAGAUCUUGGGUUUCCUGUUUGUGCUGUUGUUGAUGUUAUGAUGAGUUGGACUGGUGAAAUCUUCAACAAGUUUGGGAUUCCAACUGUUGGGUUCUUCACAUCAGGAGCUUGCUCUGCGGCCAUGGAGUAUGCCAUGUGGAAGAACUACCCUAAAGAUCUGAAACCUGGAGAGAUUCGGCUGCUUCCUGGAUUACCGGAAGACAUGGCUCUCACGGACCUAGACCUUAAAGAAAGACCUCAUGGACCUCCUGGUCCUCCUCCAGGCGGAAUUGGUGGUGCACCAGUGGUUCCACCUGGCCCACCCGGUGGUUUUCCAAGACCUCCUGGUGGUAUUGGACCACGGGAUUUUGGUCCGCCCAAGGCUGCAGAUCAACCACCAUGGUUAGAGGAAACUAAGGGAUCGAUUGCGUUGAUGAUCAAUACCUGUAAUCUACUCGAGCAACCUUUCAUCGAGUACCUAUCUACUCAAAUCGGAAAACCGGUUUGGGGUGUAGGUCCGCUGUUGCCCGAUCAGUACUGGAAAUCAUCCGGUUCAAUCCUUCAUGAUCACCAAUUCCGAGCCAACCGGCGGUCCAGUGUCACUGAAGACGAGGUAAUCACAUGGUUAAAUUCAAAACCACGUGGAUCAGUACUAUACGUGUCGUUCGGCAGUGAAGUGGGUCCAUCAAUUGAAGAAUAUCAACAUCUAGCUAAUGCAUUAGAAGAAUCAAACCGAUCAUUUAUCUGGGUAAUCCAACUCGGUUCAGGCAGACACGGUCCACCCAGACCGGCGGGUCAAGCGGAAACUGAAGAAGGCUAUUUUCCUCAUGGGUUAAAGGAAAGAGUUGGGGAGAGAGGUUUGAUAAUACACGGAUGGGCACCACAGUUGUUGAUACUGAAUCAUCCAUCAACGGGUGGGUUUUUAUCACACUGCGGAUGGAAUUCAACCGCAGAAGCAAUUGGUUUGGGGAUGCCGAUUUUGGCAUGGCCGAUAAGAGGAGACCAAUUCUUUAAUGCAAAAUUGAUAGUGAAACAUUUGAAACUUGGGUAUAUGAUUUGUGAUGAUAUGUCGACAAGGGUUAAAAAGGAUGCAAUAAUCAAAGGAAUGGAGAAGCUGUUGGGAGAUGAAGAUGUCAAGCAACGGGCAGCAUUGCUUGGUGCUCAAUUUCGCAAUGGGUUUCCACCGAGUUCACUUGAUGCUUUGGAUGCCUUCAGGGAUUUUAUUAACCAUAACAAAACCUAAGUUUCAUUUCUGCAUCUUUUUCUUUUGCAAGAUGAAACGGGAAGGCUUGCGUUGUGCACACUGGCUGCUCCAAGUUUACAUGCUUUACGCCUAGAUAAGCUUUUUUUCCUUUUUGUUAUAAAAAUAGCUUCUUUAAAAAAAUUAGCUGCUGCAGAUUUCAUGGCUGUAGCUCUCAUGGACAUUUUCUCUUUUGCUGCUACUUAUUGCCUCCUUGAGUUUGGGAUUCUCAAAUAUUUUUUAGUUGCUGUUUAGGAAUUCUUUGCCGAGAAAUUCCAGCAUUUUUCUUGAAGUAGCAA
Manihot esculenta (cassava) is the source of this 1918-nucleotide messenger RNA. RefSeq names its product UDP-glycosyltransferase 73C13. NCBI's taxonomy places the organism in Eukaryota, Viridiplantae, Streptophyta, Magnoliopsida, Malpighiales, Euphorbiaceae. The record is from RefSeq and is a predicted model, not a curated record. The transcript has a single exon. Gene Ontology annotation, molecular function: UDP-glycosyltransferase activity. Bases 75 to 1622 code for a protein of 515 amino acids.